This is a messenger RNA of Perognathus longimembris pacificus (Pacific pocket mouse), 5037 nucleotides long. It is a transcript of the gene Zbtb21, whose product is annotated as zinc finger and BTB domain containing 21. The record is from RefSeq and is a predicted model, not a curated record. NCBI's taxonomy places the organism in Eukaryota, Metazoa, Chordata, Mammalia, Rodentia, Heteromyidae. The coding region runs from base 1528 to 4740 and encodes 1070 amino acids. The transcript has 2 exons. Gene Ontology annotation, molecular function: DNA-binding transcription factor activity, RNA polymerase II-specific; protein binding; RNA polymerase II cis-regulatory region sequence-specific DNA binding. Gene Ontology annotation, biological process: negative regulation of DNA-templated transcription; regulation of transcription by RNA polymerase II. Gene Ontology annotation, cellular component: nucleus.
CAAUAGUCACCGAGUUUAACUUUACCCCUAAGCGUUGAUGUCAUACAGGCAGAAGAAAGUUGGAGCUUUCUGCAAAGUACUUUUGAACUUAAUUCAUUCUUUUGACACCGUUGGAAGUCUAGUGUGCUUCAUUCUGUGGAAGUGAAGGUUGAAGAAAAUAGAAGCCCUCCCCUGAGAAAUUUACAGUGCGACUUAGUAGGAAUAUUAGACAUGCACACUGAAGGAAAAGGAGAAGCAGCAGAAGAGGGAUUAGGUAAACCAUGAAGUCCCCAGGUAAAGAGCGGGGAGCAUUUCAGGUGUUGUGAUAGCACACAGAGAAGGGAUGGCAGUGUGGUGAGUGGUCGGAUAUUGGGGACAUUUGAGGGCCGACUUCACAAGCUGUAGUGACUGGCAGAAGUGCAAAGUAGAAGAGCUUUGUGGCGGAGGAGACCUGGCUGGCAACGCACCCGGCUAAGUAGGGAAAGUGUGAAGACAAGCAGGUGUAAGAGUGAGGUGCCAGGUUGCAAGACACAAGUGUUGGGGUGAACGUGUGGGAUGUGCUGGGAGGAUGAACAGGUUCUGUUGGCACCCAAGAAAGACGGAUGUGGGAGUCCCCAUCCGGUCUGGAGCCGCAAGCUCCGUUGAGUCUCCGUGCAGUAGUAGAUGCCUGCCAGGGUCCAUACUGAUGAAAACAAGUGCAGAUGAGCUGAAGUCACCGUGGGGGUACUGAGCACCUGGGGUGUUGUGGUUCGGGUGACUAAGUUUCUGACUGGGGUCAGAAGCCUUGUAGAGGCACUAAUGUUUCAGCUGGAUCUUUCCGUGGAAGGUAGCCCAGUAAAGAAGUAGGAGCUAGACCUUUAGGUGGCAGAAGCUGGGUGUGAGUUUGCCAGGUAAAAUGGUAAAGAGUGCCAGUUGAAGAAGGGUGCAGAAGUCAGUUGUGACCAGAGUCAGGAAUCUUGUAUACCACUCUACAAUUUGAACUUUGCGCUGAGAACUAAUAGAGGAUAAUAUUAUAAAGGAAUGCAAUGAUGUGACCAGCUUUAUUUACUUAAGGAAAACAAGGCAUAAUGUCCAUCCUUGCAUUAAAUUGGGACAGAAGGUACAAAAAAAAUGAGUACAUGUUUAUCGUCGUACAAGACACCAUGUUAAGCAUUCUGAAGAGUGCCUAAAGAUGAUAGAUGAUCCAUCAGUCCUUGAAGAGUUGCAGCCUUGCUGGAGCAGGGGAGUCAGGCAGAAGAAGGUGGUGAAUGAACAAGAUUAAAAUGGUGCCGGCUCCAUGUAGCAGAACAAGAGGUGUGUUCUUUCUAAGCGGACAUAGUCCGUGAUGGUGCAUUCAUUUACUUGGGGUGCUAUAAUAGUGUGCAUGGAUUGGCGGCCUGUGUCAUACUGUUUGUAUGAUUGGCGGCCUAUGUCAUACUGUUUUCUUCUAGUUAACAGGCGGAAGAGGGAUCCGCAGGACUGGGUCCUUUGAAGGGCUGCCCUCCAUGGGUGUCUGCGGCUUGAUGCCUCUUCUUUUAAGGACACCAGUUUCAUUAGAUAAGCCGAGCGAUGGAGGGACUCCUGCAUUACAUCAACCCAGCGCACGCCAUCUCUCUGCUCAGUGCCCUCAACGAGGAGCGCCUCAAGGGACAGCUGUGCGACGUGGUCCUGAUUGUUGGGGACCAGAAGUUUCGAGCUCAUAAGAACGUCUUGGCCGCCAGCAGCGAGUACUUCCAGAGCUUAUUCACAAAUAAGGAGAACGAGUCCCAAACGGUCUUUCAGCUGGACUUCUGUGAGCCAGAUGCUUUUGAUAAUGUUCUGAACUACAUUUACUCUUCUUCCCUCUUUGUGGAGAAGGGCAGCCUGGCCGCGGUGCAGGAGCUGGGCUAUAGCCUUGGUAUCUCCUUCCUGACCAACAUUGUCUCCAAAGCCCCCCAGGCCCCCUUCCCCGUGUGUCCCAACAGAAGGAGAGUGUUGGUUAGUGAGGAUGACGAGACCAGCUCCCAGAAGAGGAGCGUCAUUGUGUGUCAGGGUAGAAGCGAAGCCCCGGGGAAAGCCGGCAGUCAGAACGCCCCCGACCCGAGCCGCGCCCCCCGGCCCACGCCCAGCGCCGCCACCAAGACCGCUGCUGGCAGGCCACACGUUGCCAAGGCCGUGGAGCCCCUGCACAGCCUGGCCCUCGCCGACAAGAACUGGCCCAGAGAGCCUGCUGCUGGCUACACAAAGGCUCUUGAGCUUUCUGGAUCUCCGGAUGAUCCUAGUAGAAGCAGCUUGGUGAAAAGAAAUGCAGUAUUACCCUCCAAGCCUCCUUCAGACAGAGACACCAUGGACGAUAAGCCAGGGGCGAGCAGUCAGCUUCCGAAGGGCAAAGCUAUAGAGAUGGCUCUGAAAAGGCCACGGCCACCAGUCCUGUCUCUUCGUAGCUCCUCAGAGACUCCCUUCCUGUUGAAAGAAUCUAACAAAGGAGGUGGGCAAGGGGAGGACAGAAACCUGUUGUACUACUCCAAGCUGGGCCUGGUUAUCCCAUCCAGUGGGUCUGCUUCUGCAAACCAAAGCAUUGACAGGAGCGGCCCACUGGUCAAGAGCCUCCUCAGACGCUCCCUGUCCAUGGACAGCCAGGUUCCCGUCUACUCGCCCGCCAUAGAUCUGAAAUCGCCCCAGGGGUCACCCGCAGUGUCCAGCAGCGCGCCAGGGAACGUGUUCUGUGCUUUAGCUCAAAAGUCAGCUUUAAAAGACUGUACGGAAAAGCCAGCCCUAGAGGACAGGCCUCAAGUGCUGCAACCACAUCGCCUCAGGUCCUUCAGUGCUUCUCAGCCCACAGACAGGGAGGGCGCCUCCCCCGCGGCCGCGGCGGCCAGCGAGGUGCGGAUCAAGACGGAGCCCAGCAGCCCGCUCUCGGACCCCGCCGACAUCAUCCGGGUCACGGUGGGGGACGGGGCGGCGGCCGCGCGAGACCCGCCCGUGAAGACGGAGGAGGACAGCAAGGACAUGAGCAGGCUGCCGGCGAAGCGGAGGUUCCAGGCCGACAGAAGGUCGCCCUUCAAGAAGGCCAGGGCGGAGGAGCAGGGCCCUCCCGUCUCAGGGGACAGCGGCGAGGAGAGCACCAGCCCUCCCGCCCUCGAUGGCAAUUUCCCAGAUUCUGACUUAAACAAGGAGGAGUUUGGUGAGUUGGAGGGGACGAGACCAAAUAAAAAGUUUAAAUGCAAACAUUGCCUUAAGAUCUUUAGAUCCACCGCGGGUCUUCACCGCCAUGCUAACAUGUACCAUAAUCCCGAGAAGCCCUAUGCCUGUGACAUCUGUCACAAGCGCUUUCACACCAACUUCAAAGUGUGGACACACUGUCAGACCCAGCACGGCGUUGUGAAGAACCCGUCGCCAGCCUCUAGCUCCCAUGCAGUGUUGGAUGAGAAAUUCCAGAGAAAGCUGAUUGACAUAGUGAGAGAGAGGGAGAUUAAGAAGGCCCUGGUCAUUAAGCUGAGGUACAGCAAGCCCGGCUUCCUGGGCCCGGGUAGUUGCCCAACACAGCAAGUCAUCAAGAGGAACUUGCGCUCCCGAGCCAAAGGGGCGCACAUUUGCGCUUACUGUGGAAAGGCCUACCGCUUUCUCUCUCAGUUUAAGCAGCACAUAAAAAUGCACCCGGGAGAAAGACCCCUCGGAGUAAAUAAAGUGGCUAAGCCAAAAGAGCGCGUCCCUCUGACAGGUGCGGUAGAGAGCAAGGAGGUUUACCCGUGCCGCCUCUGUAAUGCUAAGCUCUCUUCUCUUCUAGAGCAAGGCAACCACGAGCGCUUGUGCCGGAACACCACCGUUUGUCCUUACUGCAGCCUCAGGUUCUUCUCGCCCGCGCUGAAGCAGGAGCACGAGGACAGGUGUGAGUACAAGAAGCUGACCUGCCUGGAGUGCAUGCGGACCUUCAAGUCCUCCUUCAGCAUCUGGCGGCACCAGGUGGAGGUGCACAACCAGAACAGCAUGGCCCCCGCCGACCACGUCUCCCUGCCCACGCGGGACCACAACGGCGAGGUGCCCGCCCCGCCCCGGCCCCCGCCCCCGCCCCCGCCAGAGCCUCACAAGGUAAACCACACGGCCGCACCGAAAGAGGACGCCGCGUUCAGUGACUCUUCCGAGCAGGUGAACUUCGACUCGGAGGAUUCCGCCUGCCUCCCCGAAGACCUGAGCCUCUCCAAGCAGCUCAAGAUCCACGUCAAAGAGGAGCCCGCGGAGGAGGCCGAGGAGGAUGUGCCCGAGGCCAGCCCGGCCCCCAAGGAGGCGGCCCCCAAGGAGGCCGGCCCCAGCCAGGAAGCCGGCCUGUGGCCCUGCGAGAAGUGUGGCAAGAUGUUCACGGCGCACCGGCAGCUGGAGCGGCACCAGGAGCUGCUGUGCUCCGUGAAGCCCUUCAUCUGCCACGUGUGCCACAAGGCCUUCCGGACCAACUUCCGCCUCUGGAGCCACUUCCAGUCCCACAUGUCCCAGGCCGCCGAGGAGCCCGCGCAGAAGGAGGCCGAAGCGUGCCCCGUGCCCACCAACUCCCCCUCCCCGCCCCCCCUCCCUCCCCCACCGCCCCUGCCCAAGAUCCAGCCCCUGGAGCCCGACAGCCCCACGGGCCUCCCCGAGAACCCCAUCCCCAGCACGGAGAAGCUGUUUACACCGCAGGAGUCGGACACGCUCUUUUACCACGCCCCGCCCCUCUCGGCAAUCACGUUCAAAAGACAGUUCAUGUGCAAACUCUGCCACAGGACGUUCAAGACCGCCUUCAGCCUCUGGAGUCACGAGCAGACGCACAACUGAAGGACCCACACUCCUGAGGCAGGAGCCCCGGCUCGCGGACUCCGUCCUGACAUGCUGAGGACGUUUUUUGUUGUUUUUUUGUUUUUUAUAUAAAAGAAUAAUAAAGGUUGGGAAAUUGUAAUGCUUGAAUUUAGGUUUGAGAUAAAGUGAUACUGGUUAGAAAUGUCCUCACUAGGCUUUAGAAAUACACUAGGGAAUGUUGCAGCUUGAACCUCACAGCAGCAGGGGCUUGACUUCAGUGCAGUUGAACUGGGGCUGGAUGUCACGGGUUCCAGGGUGGCAGUGUGAUCCUCUGAG